Messenger RNA from Chanos chanos (milkfish), 1120 nucleotides. It is a transcript of the gene hmgn3, whose product is annotated as high mobility group nucleosomal binding domain 3. Gene Ontology annotation, biological process: chromatin organization. Bases 84 to 383 code for a protein of 99 amino acids. The transcript is spliced from 6 exons. Gene Ontology annotation, cellular component: chromatin; nucleus. Gene Ontology annotation, molecular function: nucleosomal DNA binding. The record is from RefSeq and is a predicted model, not a curated record. Lineage: Eukaryota; Metazoa; Chordata; Actinopteri; Gonorynchiformes; Chanidae.
GUUACAAACUCACUCCUUCACCUCGCAGGUCAAUUUAGGUCUGCUAAUUACGCCAAACCAGGUGAAAAUAAAAUAUCACAAAAAUGCCAAAAAGGAAGUCACCAGAAGGAGCUGAGGGUAAAGACUCUACUAAAGUCACAAAGCAAGAGCCCACCAGGAGGUCAGAAAGGUUGUCCUCAAAGCCGGCUCCAUCCAAACCUGAACCCAAACCCAAGAAAGCUGUCGCCAAGCAGAAACCAGCCGACGACAAAGCUGUAAAGGGGAAAAAGGGCGGAGCCAAGGGGAAGAAGGAGGAGAAGGAGCCCGUGCCUACUGAGAACGGAGAGACCAAACCAGAAGCGGGAACUGAGACCCCUAAUGCUGAAUCAGAGAAGAAAGAAUGAACGAACCAUCAGUUACUGGUUUUCUUUAAAAGAAGGACCUUUUUUAUUUUUUAUUGAAUAUUUUGUAAAAUGCUAAUUCCUUUUUAGACUCGAUGUAGUAGGUUUACCCAGAAAUCUCACUUCACACUCCACACUGCAGCUCUAUCCCCCUCUCUUUCUCUUUCUACAUCUUCAUUGAAAGAAAUAUUUUCAAAAAAGGCCACAAAUGUUAACUGAGGUUCUCACCAGCAAUUACCACAGCAACCACUUUGGUGUAGUUCAUCAAGGACUGGUUAUGAUGUCAUUUCCCGUGACAUCACAACCACUAAAACUACCCACGAGGCAUUGGUCUGUCAGGCGUCACCAUGUCAGCUCAGAAUGCGAGUUUGAUCACGCAUAUGAAUAGUUUAAUGUCAGUGAAUACAAUUAACAUAACUAUUUGAAAUAUGAAAAAAACAAUAGUUGUGGCCUUUUUGGUUUGAAAUCUCUGGAAGAGUAAGUGAUGGGAAUGAGACCUGCUUGGCUCUUUUUUUUAUUCUCUUUGUAGGGUGUGUUGGGACUUGUGUACAUUUCUGACUUUUUUAAGAGCUAAUCAAGGUGACUCCUAACAAUGGCAGAUCUCCAUAGCAAUAAACAUGUGGUGCCUGGUGCUAGAAGGUUCCAUGAUUUGGCAAACACUUCACAGACAGCUCAGGAAGAACACCUGGACUGAUUUGGAAUACUCUAUCUGUGGAAAAGUUACCAAAUAAAAAAAAAAU